AUGAAACUGCAAGGUGUUACUGAGGAACAGAUCAAGCUGCAUGCCUUUCCUUUCUCAUUAGCUAAUAAAGCUAAGGAUUGGCUUUACUACUUACCCUCCGGUUCUAUCACCACAUGGAACGAUAUGAAAAGGCAAUUUCUUGAAAAGUUCUUCCCUGCCUCCCGAGCUGCUAACAUCAAAAAGGAGAUAUGUGGCAUAAGACAAUUCAAUGGGGAAACUCUCUACGAAUACUGGGAGAGAUUUAAGCAACUCUGUGCCAGCUGUCCGCAACAUCAGAUUCCAGACCAGCUCUUUAUCCAAUAUUUUUACAAAGGGUUAUUGCCGCUGGAUAGGAGUAUGAUUGAUGCAGCAAGCGGAGGUGUGCUGGUGAACAAAACGCCUACCCAAGCAAGAGAAUUAAUCUCGAACAUGGCAACCAAUGCACAACAGUUCGACAUUAGACAGGAGUCCAUUCCAAGGAGGGUCAAUGAGGUAAGAACUUCUUCCAUCGAUCAAAGAUUAGACAUUCUUACUUCUCUUGUGGAAAAAUUGGUGGUAGGUCAUGUACAACAAGCAAAGACAUGUGGCAUUUGUUCAACUACGGGUCAUCCAACCGACAUGUGCCCUACACAUCAAGAUGAACCCUUUGAACAAGCCAAUGCUGUUGGAGGCUUCCCACAAAAGAGAUACGAUCCCUAUUCAAAUACCUACAUUGCAGGAUGGAGGGAUCAUCCUAACCUUAGCUAUGGAGCCAAGCCCUUCGGCUUCCAACAACAACAUCAAUCUAGACCGCCAGCUCCACAAUAUUCGUCUUCCAACCCAGGUAUGUCUCUAGAUGAAAUUGUUAAAGCACUUGCAACUAACACUCAAUCAUUUCAAUAG
Molecule: messenger RNA, 861 nt
Organism: Nelumbo nucifera (sacred lotus)
Lineage: Eukaryota; Viridiplantae; Streptophyta; Magnoliopsida; Proteales; Nelumbonaceae
Source: RefSeq, a predicted model, not a curated record